ACUAGUAACAAUAUAAUAAGACUCGAUGAAAGCGAUGAUAUUAAAUAUGUGCUCACAAUUGCAUGUGCGAAAACAAGUGCUUCUUUUGAUAUUCUACGCUUGUAUUUGCACGCUAGUUUUUAUUAGUACAGGAGCCGUUAUAGGAUACUCAGCCGUAACACUUCCAGUAUUAACUAGUAACACAUCCUCAAUAACUUUAAAUGCAAUGGAGAUACCUUUUUUCGUUUCCAUUAUAAACAUCUCCGACAUCAUCGGUAGUAUUGUUGGUCUUAUUAUAAUGAACUAUGGAAGACGAAGUACCAUGAUGAUAUGUGGUAUUAUUUUUUCUUUGGGAUGGAUUUUGAUUGCGAGUAGUUAUAAUGUGAUACAGCUCUUUGUGGGCAGAUCGCUAACGGGAAUUGCUUGUGGUAUUGCCAUACCUUCCUUUAUAGUUUAUUUAGCAGAAAUCUCUAUAGUGUCAUGGAGAACAGUCGUUACGAUUAUUCCAAUUGUAGCGGCAAACUUUGGACUUUUGAUUGUUUACCUUCUAGGAUUUGUUAUACAGGACAAUUGGAGAUUAAUAGCAGCAUUUUUUAUCAUACCUUCAAUAUUAUUUGUGCUAUGUAAUAUUUUUUUCAUCCACGAGAGUCCUGGGUGGUUGCUCUUGAAAGGCCGGAAGGAAGAAGCUAAAACAGCUUUACUUCAUAUACGCGGUCUGCAUCACGAAACGAUAGAGUUCCAGAAAGAGUUUGCUGAACUGAUAAAAUAUAUCGAAUUGAGAAACAAUUUAGAAAUAUCUUGGAAUUGUCAAAUAGACACUUCCACGAGUAAAAAGACCGGACAAUGGUCGUUUCAUUUGAAUGCAUGGAGCAUGUUAAAGAGUAUCCGAAGAACAUUCCUUUUACCAGAAGUGUGGAAACCGUUUGUAAUACUGAAUGUCUACUUUUUUUUACAAAAGUUUAGUGGGGCAUAUGUGAUUUUAUUUUAUACCGUCGAUAUAGUCUCGGCAGUCAACAUCAUAAUAGAUCCCUACUUUGUCACUGUCAUAGUAGGAAUAAUUCAACUGGUAGGAAAUGUGAUCUGUAUGUGCUGUAGUUCGAGAAUUGGCCGUCGACCCAUUUCGAUUGUGUCAGGUGUUGGUAUGUCAAUCUUUUUGACCGCCUUAUCAGUGUACCUGCAAUUUUUCGAGAACACUGACGUUGCGACUGUACCCCUCGUUUGCAUCCUCUUCUAUGUGGCAUUUGCAGCAUUCGGAUUUAAUUCGAUUCCUUGGUCGAUGAUUCCGGAAGUUUAUCCCACACAGUACGUAAGCGGUAUCGGACAGCUUACUUCCUUGAGCUCCAUUUUGUACGGCUAUGCGGUCCUACAAUUGUAUCCAAUAAUUGUAACGCAAAACAGAAAUGCUCUCAUUUACUCCUACUGCAUAACAUCUAUCGUAGCUACUCUUUUUGUAACGAUUGCGUUGCCGGAGACACGAGGAAAGACGAAAACACAGAUAGAAGAAGAGUUUAGGGGCACAUUGCCGAUAGAAUGCCGAAACAUUUAG
Wasmannia auropunctata (little fire ant) is the source of this 1525-nucleotide messenger RNA. RefSeq names its product facilitated trehalose transporter Tret1-like. The transcript has 7 exons. Gene Ontology annotation, cellular component: membrane. The record is from RefSeq and is a predicted model, not a curated record. Lineage: Eukaryota; Metazoa; Arthropoda; Insecta; Hymenoptera; Formicidae. Gene Ontology annotation, biological process: transmembrane transport. The coding region runs from base 26 to 1525 and encodes 499 amino acids. Gene Ontology annotation, molecular function: transmembrane transporter activity.